Xyrauchen texanus (razorback sucker) is the source of this 2347-nucleotide messenger RNA. RefSeq lists its product as uncharacterized. The transcript is spliced from 4 exons. Gene Ontology annotation, biological process: regulation of lipid metabolic process; triglyceride homeostasis. The record is from RefSeq and is a predicted model, not a curated record. The coding region runs from base 109 to 675 and encodes 188 amino acids. NCBI's taxonomy places the organism in Eukaryota, Metazoa, Chordata, Actinopteri, Cypriniformes, Catostomidae.
AAAGCUCUGAUAGGACUGUGUCCACAUGGAUUUCUCAAUGUCCACACUUCAACAUCGUCACAGCUUAUAAAAGCAAGAACAAGAGGCAGUGUGGACUUCUGCUCCAGGAUGCAGGGGGCCUUACGUGUGCUGUGUGUGGCUCUGUGCAUGAACGUAGUCUUCUCAUCUCCGUUGAAGUCUGCUCAGAAUGGGGAUAAACUAGCCUCUAUGGAUGACAUGAGCAUCUUGAUGUAUGGGGUGCUGCAGUUCAGCGAGUCCCUGCACCAAAUAUACCAGAGCACAGGGGCCAGACUGGCCCGCGUCAUGCAAGCCAUCAGUAAAACUGAGAGUAAAAUGAGGAUGCUGGGCCAUGACACAGAGGAGGCAGCUCAAACCGAACGCCAGAUAAAAGAGAAACUCCAGCUUAUUCAGGCCCAGAUGGAAGGGCUGCAGGCCCAUGUCCAAAAGAACAGAGGUACAAUCACAAGGGUGGAGCAGGAAGAUGCAGCACUAAAGAAAAAACUAACCACUCUGGAGGAAAACUUGAACAGCUCCAUGCCAGACAAGUAUAAGGACACAACACUUAAAAACAUUGCAAUCUUGAAGGAUCUGAUGAAGUGGACAGAGGAACAGAAACUGAAACUGCAGAAUCAAAACCAGCAGUUGGCCGAGUUACAGAAAACGAAUGUGGUUUAACCACUAAAACAGCUGACCUAUUUACCUGACAAGAGAGAGAACUGCAAUCCUCAUCAUACACUCCAAUUUGCUAAUAAUUUUCACACACACACACUGGGCUUUCUUCAUUAUGGAGCCCCUAAAGGGUCAAGGUGGUGGGGGAAAAAUUAGUAGCAUGGGAAAAAAAAAAUAAGCAAAUGUUUUUUGCAUUCUCACGCAAAAUUUGGCGUUUCCCCGGGAAACUGCGCGUACUCGCAAAUUCUUAUCUCGCAAAUUAUUUUGCAUUCUCGUGUGAAACUUUGCGUUCUUUCGCAAAGCUUGUGCUCUCACAUAUGCAUUCCUAUGACUGAAUGCUCUGCAGGCUAUUGCAUUUAUAAGAGAUAAGUCAAGAUGACAGGUGCCGGUGACUACUUUUGGUGGAACCUGUAUCUUGUAAACAUGUAAAGAGUGAGAAGAUACAGUGACUCAUUUCUGUAUCGCAUUAUUACAUCAUACGUAAAUCUGAUAUAUGGUAUAUGCAAAAAAUAAUAAUAUUUGAAAAUAUUUUAUUUUAAUGCAAUUCAUUAUGCUACAAAAACUACAGUUUUCAUAUAUGUAGCAUGUUUUCCCAAACUACAGGCCUAAUGGAAUUGGAAAUCUCAUUUGCUCAAAUAUGAACUAUUAUUUUAUAUGUACGUAUGUUUAUGUUGCCAUUUUUCAUGCGCCAGCAGAUGGUGACAGUUGUGUUAUGAGUGAGUCAAUCAUUCAACACUGACAUGUACCAAACCGAAUAAAUGAUGCCUCCUCAGGGCACUCUGAAGGGAGAGCAAUCAUGGUGGCAAGACGAAUGGUUUGUUCCAAACACAAACAUGAAUGACUUAAAAGUGAGUUCUGAAUUGCAGUUAUUUUAAAGCCCAAAACCUUCAGCCACCACACAUAAUGAAGCAUAUUUUAUUGCUUUAUUAAUGGAGAGGGAAACACCAUCACAACAACAAUAAUAAUAUUAUGCAACUCAAAUGUCUGCCACGGCAUUGCAUUUCAAUUAGACCACUCGCAUUUAAUGUAAUUUUAAGUGUUGUCAUCUUUAUUUUCACACAUACAUAAAUUGAAGACUAUGAUUUGUGCAUUGCCUAAGAGACUUUUGGGCUGCUUGCACAGGCAUUCUCUUCUUGUUGAACUGAAAUGCUGGAAAACACAUAGCAGAGCAAGCAGAAGACUGUCAUUAUGAUGCACAUAUUGCGGGAACGCUAAAUAAUUUGUGAGAGCAUCAGAAAUUCUCAGGGAAUGCAAAUUUUUGCGAGAGAACGCAAAAGCAUUUGCUUAUUUUUUUCCAUGCUACUGAAUUUUUCCCCAUCACCAUGGCCAUUUAGGGGCUCCGUACUUCAUGAAACACAAGUAGAAUGUCACAAACAAUUUCACCUGUUUUUUAUUUUUAUCUAUGUUUAUUAUAGAAUAAUACAUAAUUAUCUAUCAUAUGUAUGUAUUUGUGGUUUCUAACUUAUUACCAAAGAAUGAUUAGUGUUGUGUUUUAAAAUCUCUUUCUAUUAAAGACAAUAAUUCAAAUGGACCAAAUCCAGAUUUGAAUUUCUACAUUAAUGCUCCUAAUAUUUCUGUGCAUGUUUAAUUUCCAGACUCCUAUAUCAAAAUGUAAAAACCUCGACCUCUGAAAAAACUUUUUUUCCUGCUAAUGUAAUGUAAGCCAUUAAAACAGAAA